UUCGGCAUAACAAAACUGUGCUUGUUUGGUAUCAUGCAUUAGCAUAUUUCACAAUUAAAAAGAGUUCUCUAAAGAGAUGGGUUUGAACGACGCCGUAAAUUACGUGCUUUUCAACAAUCCAGUUUCAAGCGGCAUGUGGUCAAUAGCAUCUCACGGAGCAAAAGCGGUGGGUCUUAAACCUAAAGCCAUUGCUCAAACUGCAGCCACACAGUCAACUGCGGUUGUGCAACAGGCAUUGCCUCCGCUGUGGAAGCUGCUCGGCCAUAACCGACACAUCCUGAGACUGGCCGGAUUGAGCGGUGCUGCCGCCGUUAUGUUGGGAGCCUACGGUGCCCACUAUCAUUUCCCCGCCAACGACGAAGAAGGAGGACGUGACCAGAGGCAGGUAUUCGAAAUGACCAAUCGGUACCAUUUCAUACAUUCGUUGGCGCUUUUGGCAGCUCCUCUAGCACGUCGACCGUAUUUGACAUCGCUCCUGUUGACGUCGGGAAUGGCAUUGUUUUGUGGCUCGUGUUACUACAUCGCCUUCACCAACGACCGAACAGUGGGAAAAAUAACUCCUGUAGGAGGAUUUAUGUUGAUCUUUGGGUGGCUGUCUUUUAUUAUUUAAGCAUCUAGGAUUGGGAACAUAGCUACACAUUAAAAUAAUCAAAAGAUUGAAGCGUGAAAAUAAACAUUCAUUAUCUGUUCGUAGCGAGUGGGUAACAUUAGAAUAAAGUUUACAGCACUAUGAC
Messenger RNA from Anopheles coustani, 734 nucleotides. RefSeq names its product transmembrane protein 256 homolog. NCBI's taxonomy places the organism in Eukaryota, Metazoa, Arthropoda, Insecta, Diptera, Culicidae. The transcript is spliced from 3 exons. Bases 77 to 610 code for a protein of 177 amino acids. The record is from RefSeq and is a predicted model, not a curated record.